AGUAGAGAGUUUGGAAUUUGGAUCAUGUUUGGAUUUGACUUGACAGUCGGUCUAUUUUGAAAUGGAAGAACCUAACGAAAGUCCAGAGAGUGUAAUUGCAUCCGUUGUGAAUGAAAAUGAGACCCCGCGAGUCUUGCCCAACUUUCAAAUCAAUCGUGAUAUUAUCGAAAGUGUAGCUCUCGAGAAUCAAUCAGAGGAAUUGAGAUCUCUGGGUAUCACCGUGUAUGAUCAGUCAAAAUUUGAAGAAAGUAUUCUACGCCAAGUUGACGAUGCACUUGAGGAACAAGAACGUCACAAGAAAGUUAUUAAUGCCAAGAAAAUAUUGGCUUCUAAAGAUGGUGACAAGGAAAAAACUGUGGCUGACAAGCCACUUAAGAUACGGAAAGAAACAGAAAAGGAAAAGAUGGUCCGGCUUGGUCAAAUGACACCUUUUGGCACUGUUCUAGGUUCCAGUGGCAAAACUACUGAGUUGACGAGCUUUGAAAAAUACAUGUUGGAACAAGAAAAGCUCCAAAAUGUAAAGACAAAAGUUUCAACUAGAAAGGGCAAAACCCUCAAAAGCCCUGCAUCUGUUGUGAACCUUAGCCCGGGGAAAAACAUAGUUAAAAGAGUAGCCCCAAAAUCACCAACCAAGACAUCAUCAAAAAAAGGAUUUCAUAAUUUAAAUGAAUCCGACAGUGAUUAUGUUCCAAGUGAUGAAGAAUCUCCAAAACCCAAAAAGCCUGGGGGCCUUCAAAGAAAAAAGAGGAAACAAGAAAUUGAGAAAGAAUGGAAUACUGAUGACAGUAAUUGGGAGUAUUCUGAGGAUGAAGAAACACCAAAAAAGAGAAAGUCCAAGAAAACUUCAGACCGGAUUGUCGACGAUGGAAAUAUCAACGACUUCCGAGAAAGACUAGCCGUACUCCCGCAUUUCGAAACAGAAAAUGAAGAUUGUGAAGAAUUCGAAGGUGGUUAUCGAAUACCUCUCUCCAUCUGGAAUCAACUUUAUAAUUACCAAAAGGUAGGUGUCCGAUGGAUGUACGAGUUGAGGUUGCAAAGGUGUGGUGGCAUUCUCGGUGAUGAAAUGGGAUUGGGAAAGACCAUUCAGGUAGUAGCAUUUCUCGCAGGAUUGGCACAUAGCAAAUUGCUUACCCGGCUAUCGAGUUAUCGCGGACUUGGUCCUGUUCUCCUCAUUACUCCGGCUACAGUGAUGCACCAAUGGGUCAAAGAAUUCCACAAAUGGUACCCUCCUAUUCGAGUUGCAAUACUUCACGAAUCUGGUUCUCACACGGGUACCAGAGAUGCCCUUAUCAAAUCCAUCAAUUCGAGCAAUGGAGUGCUCAUUACGUCGUACACAGGCGUGCCGCAGUACUCUGAACGUUUGCUGGAACUUGAUUGGGACUAUGUCAUCUUAGAUGAGGGACACAAGAUUCGUAAUCCGGAUGCUCAAGCGACUUUGGUGGUCAAACAGUUCCGCACUUCUCACCGUUUCAUUCUCAGUGGAUCUCCUAUGCAAAACAAUUUGAAGGAACUUUGGUCGCUGUUUGACUUUGUUUUCCCGGGAAAGUUGGGAACCCUUCCAAUUUUUCUACAGCAAUUCGCGGUUCCCAUUACACAAGGCGGUUACUCUAAUGCAUCUCAAGUUCAAGUGGCUACUGCCUACAAGUGCGCUACAGUUUUGAGGGAUACCAUCAAUCCGUAUCUUCUGCGCAGGAUGAAAGCUGAUGUCAAAGAUCAUCUCCAAUUACCCGACAAAAACGAACAGGUGUUGUUUUGCCGUUUAACUCAAGAACAACGGCAGUUAUAUCAAACUUAUUUGGAUUCCGGGGAAAUCAAGAGCAUCAUUGAUGGACGCUUGCAAAUUUUUGUCGGCCUCACGAACUUGCGGAAAAUAUGCAACCACCCGGAUUUAUUUGACGGUGGACCUCCUGGUUGUAAGAAAGAGUUCAACGAGAGUGACCCCAAGAAACAGUUUGGAUGUGUCGAAAGAUCAGGGAAAUUAUUAGUCGUCGAAUCUCUAUUGAAAAUCUGGAAAGAACAGAACCACCGUGUUUUGCUUUUUUCUCAAUCAAGACAGAUGUUGGAUAUUUUGGAGUGUUUCAUACGACAGCAAAGCUACAACUAUUUACGAUUAGAUGGAACUACCAGCAUUGGAUCACGGCAGCCCAUGAUUGAGAAAUACAACAAAUCGGCAGAUAUUUUCGUCUUUUUGCUCACGACACGUGUUGGAGGUUUGGGUGUGAAUCUGACAGGUGCGAAUCGAGUGAUUAUAUAUGACCCCGAUUGGAAUCCGUCCACCGACACUCAAGCCCGUGAACGCGCCUGGAGAAUUGGCCAACAAAAGGACGUCACCAUUUAUCGUUUACUAACAUCUGGCACCAUCGAAGAAAAGAUCUACCACCGCCAAAUUUUCAAGCAAUAUCUCACCAAUCGUGUGCUCAAGGAUCCCAAGCAAAGACGUUUCUUCAAAUCGAACGACCUCUACGAACUCUUCACUCUGAAAGAUACCGACAACCAGUGCACAGAGACUGAAGCGAUCUUUGCGGGAACGGGUUCGGAAGUGGCGACCAAUCCGCACGACGGGCCGCCAUCCGGCAUAAUGGACAAGCCUAGCGACGACGAAUGGAUGCGUCAGUGGAAAAAGGAAAGGGAAAAGAGAGAACUCGAAUGGAAGAAAUCGCUGGACAAACGCGAAAAACAAAAGACGAAAAUGACUGAGACGGAAGAGGAAAAGCGGAGACGGAAGAAACGAGAAGCCAAAGAAAAGAAGGAAAAGAAGCGAAUUAAAAUUGACGGUGCGAAAGUGAAACACGUUGUUAAAAUGAGUAGCCACAAUUCAGUCGCUGUCGAUUUGGAUGAUGGCAGCACUCCAUCCACUUCAUCCAAUAACCAGGAUGACUAUGUUCUCCAACGGCUCUUUGCCAAGACAGGAGUAAUGAGUGCCUUACGCCACGAUAGUAUUAUCGAUGCCGGAGAUCCAGACUAUGCGCUAGUGGAAGGUGAAGCGGAGCGAGUCGCAAAAGAAGCUGUCCAAGUUUUAAAGAGUUCUCGCCGUAAUUGUUACAGAGCCGAAGCAGGAAUUCCUACGUGGACUGGAACAAGCGGAGCUGUCCGUCCUGCAGGCCCUACAGACACGAAGAAGCCUCGCUUUGGUGCCAAAAAGAAAUCCGUUCUUCCAUCUGUCGGCGCUUGCACUUCAUCACACCAUGCGGAAAUGUCGAAAGAAUCACCUGGAGCUGUUGAUGCCAUUGAUUUGCCGAUUCCAGGAAGUUCGAAUGCGGUUCUCAGUUCACAAGAUUUGCUCAGUCGAAUGCAAGCGAGGAACCGGUUGCUGGGCUUGCCAGGCAACAGUGCAGAUGACUGUGCAGCAGGCUCUUCUUUCCGAUCUGCCAAUGAGGAAGAGUCGCUAAUCUUGGAAACGCAAUCGGCUCCGUUGGAAUUCGCCACGGGCGUCGACUACCACACCAUGACCGAAAAUAUUCGAUCCUUUGUGGCCUUUCGUGGUGUCACACCUGGCCAAGUGACAACGACCGAUAUCCUCAGCGAGUUUGACGGAAAGCUACCCCUUCGGGGCGCUCCUCUCUUCCGUGCCCUCCUCAACCAGCUGUGCAUUUUCACAAGAGAUGUCCACAACCAAGGGAUCUGGCAGCUGAAACCCGAAUUCCAAUGAAGGUCAAUUUCCAUUUCUCUUUCCCUUGGCUGUCGAAAAUAAUUAAACAAAAUCCUCUGCCGUCUGUUUAAUUUCCGGGUUUGCGUUUAUUUACAGUUGAUAAUCUCUUGUUUUGAUAUACUCAUUUGUGUUAGAAAUCCGUUGAAAUUGCCCCUUUUUAUUGAAGAUAAAGUACGUGCGAGUUUUUCAUUGAUAA
Molecule: messenger RNA, 3845 nt
Organism: Daphnia pulex (common water flea)
Lineage: Eukaryota; Metazoa; Arthropoda; Branchiopoda; Diplostraca; Daphniidae
Product: DNA excision repair protein ERCC-6-like
Exons: 11
Coding region: 62-3649 (1195 amino acids)
Biological process (GO): transcription-coupled nucleotide-excision repair
Cellular component (GO): nucleus
Molecular function (GO): ATP binding; ATP-dependent chromatin remodeler activity
Source: RefSeq, a predicted model, not a curated record